GUCGUGAUACACCUACCACCCUCUCCCCCCUCGUGCCGAUAAGACAUAGACCGCCUCCGCUAAGGUCCUCGGCGUCCCGCAAGAAGACGAAACCAUCUCUGCACACCACAGCGUCGCAUCCACCGAACCCGCUGCCUUCGACCCCGCCAAUCUCUGCAUCCGGGUUCGAGAACAUUUGCAGUCUACCAGACAAGUCUGCCACACCCGCACACAUCAUGGCUGUCGUGCCAUUCAAGGUGAAGGCCAUCUAUGAGUACACCUCCGCCCACGAGGACGACCUGCCAUUCGGGGUUGGCCAGAUCAUCACCGUUACCGAGGAGGAAGAUGCCGACUGGUACGCUGGCGAGUAUGUCGAUGACUUAGGUGUGAAGAGAGACGGGAUAUUCCCACGCAACUUUGUCGAGAAGUUCGAGCCCACUGCUCCACCCCGCCCCACGAGAUUCCGUAAAAAGGAGUCAGAGCCUGGCUCGCCCCCUCCCCCUCUACCACCCGUCGCUCCGGCUGAGCCGCUUCCGGCGCAGGAGCCUGUCGACACACCGCGCGAGAAAGCACACAUAGAACCACGCGUUGCCUCGCCGCCUCCGUUACCUCCCGUUACGACGCCGCGUUCCCCGCCUCCUGUCUUCGCGCCUAAAUCGCCGGAGCCGGCUCCUAUCCCAGCGCCUGUGCCCGUUGAACCUCGAGUCCCCACGCCGGCGAGCCCUUCGGUCGCCCAGCAGACAUCGAGAGCUCCGGCACCCCCUCGGGCUCCCCCGCCGGCGUCUGAGAAGCCCCCUAGCAAUUCCUUCAGGGAUCGCAUCGCGGCUUUUAACAAGCCGGCAGCUCCGCCGGUUGCGCCCUUCAAACCCAGCGCCCUUAGCUCCGGCAGUUCCGGCUUUAUAAAAAAGCCGUUCGUUGCCCCCCCUCCGAGUAGAAAUGCUUACGUGCCCCCGCCUCGUGACGUGCCUACCGCCAAAGUCUACCGACGCGAGGAAGACCCAGAGGUCAAGGCUCAGGAAGUGGAGACAUUCGAGAGUGCGGCCAAGGCCGGCCUGGUCCCUACUGAACCGUCGGAAGGUCAAGACGAAGAGCAGCCUAAGCCCACUAGCUUAAAGGAGCGAAUCGCACUGCUUCAAAAGCAGCAAGCCGAGGCUGCUCUACGACACGCGGAUGCCGUUGCGAAGAAAGAAAAGCCUAAGCGCCCUCAGAAGAAGCGCACCGAAAAUGACGCCCCGCAAGAGAGCACGCCGGCAGAGGAGGGCGUAGCGGAUCUCCCGGGUUCUUCGGAAAGGAAAGACGCCGUCGAGGCUAGCGGCAAGAAAUCUAUUGACGAAUCUCGGCCCCCGAGGCAGCCGUUACCUCGACGAAAGUCAUCAACGGCGCCCGUUGAGAAUGAUGGUAAUGAGGCGGAUAUGUCAGGCGCAGGAGACACGACAGAAGGGCAGGAGGAUCUCACUGAGAGAGAAGAUAGCGAUGAGAAGUCUCGUCCUCACGAAGGUGUCGCUUCCGGCCCCAGUUCUGCGCAAGACGAAGAAGAGGCUCAAGAGGAGGAUGUUGAUCCAGAGGUUCGCCGAAAGGAAGAGCUCCGUGCUAGGAUGGCAAAGAUGAGCGGUGGCAUGGGUAUGCAUGGCAUGUUCGGCCCUCCGGGAAUAAUGCCUCUCGGAGGUCCAGCGCCAGCUAAGAAGCCCAAGCCCCCGACAUCCGGUGAACGUCGCUCAAGUGAGAUAUCGGAUAGGCCCUCGUCACCCAGGAUGCCCGCCCCUCCGAUUCCGACCCCGAUGGCCCUACCCGGAUUUGGAAGGCAGAAUCAACCAGAGGAUGAGGUCGCCGAGUUCGAUCGUGAUGAACUGAGCGGACAGGACCCUACUCCUGUCGUCAGCGCUCAGCCCACAGGUUCGGCCUUGGAACCAGUCCCUCCCCAGGUACCUGGAGGCCCACCACCUAUCCCGGGAGGACGACCCGCGGCCCCUCCAGUGCCCACAGACUCUCGGCCACCCCCGCCUCCGCCUACCGGUGUAGCUUCGCCCAGCAUAGGUUCCGAGUCAGAUGAUGAAUUGUCCGAGAACCCCCAGAGAGCCCCGGAGACUCCACGAGGCGAAGUCCCUCCGGCCGGUCGGGCACCUCCGAUCCCUUUGGCACCCCCGAUGGCGCCAACCUCACCCCGGGGGGCUGGCAAGCGCACCUCCUACAUGGGCGAGGACAUCCCGCCGGCAUCUCCCCCGCUACCCCCGCCAUCGAACAAGAGGAACAGCCGUCCACCGCCUCCCAUUCCCGGAGCCGCUCCGCCUCCUAUUCAAAACCGGCCCCCGCCUCCUCCGCCCCCCGGUGGUCCCUUAAGCCGUUCUUCUACUGCUGACGAGAAGAUUGCAGUCCCAAUGAGGCCGGGACAUUUGGACAACGGCGAGGAGGGAGAGGUAACCGAGUACGAAGGUGACUACGAUACUGAUAUCGCAUCCUCAGUCCCUCAUAAGGAUGCGCUCAAGUCGCACGCUCGAGACUCAAGCCUCGACGAUAGCAUUCUGAUACGCUCGCCCGUCACCGAAGCUCCGCCGUCCUUGCCUCCUCCAGUCCCCGACACAGCUGUCCCGCGAGCUAGCCCACCGCCAGUCCCGAGCCAACCCCCACCAAGCUCUAGAUUAUCGAUGGACUCUCCUCGUGCCGUCCCUCCACCUCCGCCCCCACCCAAAGAGGUGUUUUAUUCUUAUGGCGAGGAUUACGAUCCUUUCAAUUACAAUGGCGCGCAAACCUCGCCAGCUACCGCUUCCCGCGACGUAGCACCUGUACGAGAGGAAGAGGAGGAGUCGGAGCAAACACCGCAACCAAUGUCUUCCUAUCAGUCUCCUCCUCUACUCCCACCAAUCAGCCGAGCCCCGCCACCACAACCGCCCAGGGUCACCCGACCAUCCGUAGACAUGUCGUGGCCCGGCGGGAGGAGAUCGGUCGACGCGACCCGACCAUCAAUGGAGACUGGCUUCGUGGCAAACGAGAUCGACUUAGCUGCCCAUACCCAAUGGUGGCUUGCGCCGAACGGCCUCCCUCCGGUAUUCCAGGGCAGACGGGACAUCUAUACCGAAACUGGCGAAUCGGCCUCGGAGACGCUGAUUACCAAGGUAUUCUUCAUCCUCUUCCAAGACUAUUCACAGACCGUUAUUACCGCCCGCUUCGAUAGUCAAAAUCCUGCAGAUGCCGAACUAGAGCAACGUCACGAAGGCCCACCUCGGGCCCUCCGCCAGGACGAGCUCGAGGAGGCGUAUGAACGGUUUGGUCGGGCAAUGGCCAGCGCAGCUGCGGACAAGAACCACAUAGUCGUUGGCGACGGCACCCCACAGGCGCUCAUCUUUGAACUUCUGAAGCCCUUGAAGGACGCCCUUCCGCCAGUCGGCACGCGUGCCUACGGUGCCUUAGUCUACGCCAACAUGGCAAACGCGUCGACACAAUUGAACGACGAGAUUAGACCGGGAGAUGUCAUCUCCAUUCGCAACGCGAAAUUCCAGGGCAAGCACGGGCCCAUGCACGCGAAAUAUUCCAUGGAAGUGGGCAAACCCGACCACGUGGCCAUCGUCGCGGAAUGGGACGGUACCAAGAAGAAGGUUCGGGCAUGGGAACAAGGCCGCGAGAGCAAGAAAGUAAAACAGGAAAGCUUCAAGCUGGACGAUCUGAGGAGUGGCGAAGUCAAAGUCUGGCGAGUAAUGCCCCGAAGCUGGCUCGGGUGGAGCUCGGACUAGCAGUCGCGAAGACCAUCUUUGGAAUAUCUGUGGCCUAUACUUAUG
This is a messenger RNA of Durotheca rogersii, 3749 nucleotides long. RefSeq lists its product as uncharacterized. Lineage: Eukaryota; Fungi; Ascomycota; Sordariomycetes; Xylariales; Xylariaceae. Gene Ontology annotation, molecular function: protein binding. The record is from RefSeq and is a predicted model, not a curated record. Gene Ontology annotation, cellular component: ESCRT-0 complex. Bases 216 to 3704 code for a protein of 1162 amino acids. The transcript has 3 exons. Gene Ontology annotation, biological process: protein transport to vacuole involved in ubiquitin-dependent protein catabolic process via the multivesicular body sorting pathway.